AUGUCUAUAAUUUCUUCUUUUAAUUCAAAGACAUUGACUUCUAUUUUUCUUUUCAUUAAAUUCCAGAUAUUUUCUUUACAGAAUGCUCCAGAAUUCAUUCAGCGAUUGUCCGGGGAAGACACAGUAGUCGAAGGCGGGACGGCCAAGUUCGAAUGCAUCUUCAAGGGAUUCCCUAAGCCAACAGUCACGUGGUACAAGGACGAAGUACCACUCGAGCUGAACGAUCGGAUUUCGCUAGAAUCUUUCGAACAGGGCACGUUUGCCCUGGUCAUCAGAGACGUUGUCCGGAGUGACGAGGCACCCUACCGGUGUCGAAUAGAAAACAGUGAGGGGUCAAGUUCGAGUACGUUAUACCUUUCGGUCAAAGGAAGUUCGCGAAGCCCGAAGCGAAAGAAGUCCUCAUCGCCCAACCGACGAAUGGUUUCUUAUCCUUCUCUCUUUCCGACUAUCGAAGAGAAAGUCGUGGAGGAGGAGAAAGAAGAGGAAGAAGUCAACAGGCAAGAGCCUUCACCGCUGACCAAACUCUACGAUGGCAACAAGCUCCGAAGUCGGCACACGUGGCCAAAAUUUGUGGGCGACUGGGCAUUUGCUGAUGACGAAGACGCAGGGCCAAGUGCGAAAGGUUCUUUCUUUUAUUGUUCAUUCUCCUUAAUAAUAAUUUUUUCCAGUUUCUUUCUUUUAUUGUCCAUUCUCCUUAAUAAUGAUUUCUCCCCAAUUUAUUUCUUUAAUUGUCCAUUCUCCUUAAUAAUGAUUUCUCCCAGGUUCUUUCUUUUAUUGUUCAUUCUUCUUAAUAAGGAUUUCUCCCAGGUUCUUUCUUUUAUUGUUCAUUCUCCUUAA
Messenger RNA from Acanthosepion pharaonis, 837 nucleotides. The record is from the annotation of a GenBank genome assembly. NCBI's taxonomy places the organism in Eukaryota, Metazoa, Mollusca, Cephalopoda, Sepiida, Sepiidae.